Messenger RNA from Malaya genurostris, 2174 nucleotides. RefSeq names its product ETV5-related protein Ets96B (gene Ets96B). The transcript has 5 exons. The coding region runs from base 231 to 2063 and encodes 610 amino acids. NCBI's taxonomy places the organism in Eukaryota, Metazoa, Arthropoda, Insecta, Diptera, Culicidae. The record is from RefSeq and is a predicted model, not a curated record. Gene Ontology annotation, cellular component: nucleus. Gene Ontology annotation, biological process: regulation of transcription by RNA polymerase II; cell differentiation. Gene Ontology annotation, molecular function: sequence-specific DNA binding; DNA-binding transcription factor activity, RNA polymerase II-specific.
GGAACGACGGUGAUUUAUCGUCAAUCUCAGUUGACUGCGGGAAUUUGAACGAACCGGACGGAACAAACGGGAUCAAGCGGUGAACCGGGAAGUUUGUAAUGGUGAAUAGUGAAUAGUGUAAUUAGUACUGCUAUGAUCUACCUUGUUUCAAUCGGAAAAGUGGAUUACGCCUAAUAGGCGCAUUGACUGUCCGGAUAAAUUGUGGAUUACGAAGGAUACCAAAAGCAAGGAUGCAUACCCUAGCGCAGAAUGUUAGCCAAAUUCAGUCCAAUCUCUCCAGACUAGAAAGCACAACCACAGCAUCCUUAGCCCUAGACUCAUCACCGACCUCGUCAAAGUCCUCCCCAACGAUGGUAGUGCUCGCUGUCGGAGGGGGUGACAUUCGAACAAACGGCAGUUCCCUACUAGUCAACAACAACAACAACAACAACAAUAACAGCAGCAGCGAUGAAGCUCACGCAAAUGAUUUUCUCUCCACCUCCCUAUCUUCACCGGCAUCGGCUGCUUAUCUUCUGCAGCAUCACCACACCCACCAUCUGCAUCCUCACAGUCAGCACCAGCAUCAGCAGCAGCAGCAGCAGACUCAGCAUCAGCAAGACCAUGUUCACAGCCAUAAUCUCAGCAGUAGUGACCCUCACCAAUUACAGCAGCAGCAACAGCAGCAACUGCAACAUUCCCACCACCACGGGAAUAGUGUCACAGCCCAUAGUAGCACCACUAGCACCGGUAGUAGCAGUAGUAGUAGCAAACGAACCAUAGCAUCUCCACCUCCCACCGGACCCGGAUCAACCGCAGCGCCAGUUACGCCGUUGUCACAUGUGAACCCAUUCCAUCACAACAAUGAUUACUAUUCCGAAUACCGUUUGGGUACCGAAUAUCGGCAUCACCACCACCACCACCAUCACGCUCAUCCCCGUGACCUUUGGACGGCGGCUGCCGCAGCUAUCACACACGACGGGAUACUGGACGAGAACUGUGAUAGCUACGGCUUAAGGCAUACCGGUAAAACCCUUCGGAACGAACGCCCGGCAUUCUUCGAUUUUGCGGCAACCCCGGCAACACACCCGGCAGCAGCAGCCGCCGCCUACUGCUAUCGACUGUCAACGCCACCCCAGCUGGUGAAACGUGAACCCGGUGAUGUAACAGCCUGGCACACCUACUCGGAACGAAUGUUCAACGAUCCGCUGUACACCUCGUUGAAACUCCAGAGCCAACAACAAUCGGCAACCUCAUCACCACAGCUCACCCAGCACUCAAUAUUCCCGGAUUCCACGUCACACUUAUCCUCGGCCCUAGAUCAUACGCACAGUAUCAGUGCUCAUCAGACGGACACCACGGACUCAUUCCUACAUCAUCAAGGAUAUGCAUCCUACCGUCAACCGUCGGACGUCGUGACCUCAUCGGAGCCCGACUACUGCAAUACCGGAUCGGGAAAUGGCUCGGCCUUGACUAAUAUUUCCACCACGAAUCCCUCGCCACUUAACUCUCUUCCAGUUCCGAACGGACCCCUUCAUCAACGUCGCGGAUCUCUUCAACUGUGGCAAUUUUUGGUGGCUCUUCUGGACGAACCGGCUUCCAGUGCUGGAUGUAUAGCUUGGACAGGUCGAGGAAUGGAAUUCAAACUAGUAGAACCGGAAGAAGUUGCCCGUCGCUGGGGAAUCCAGAAAAAUCGACCUGCCAUGAAUUACGACAAACUGUCCCGAAGUCUGCGAUAUUACUACGAAAAGGGAAUCAUGCAGAAGGUGGCUGGCGAACGAUACGUUUACAAAUUCGUGUGCGAUCCAGAAGCCCUGUUCAACAUGGCUUACGGUGGCACGGUCGCUCCAACAACCUCGACGAUCGGGAACAGUUGUAAUUCGGCAUUGGAUGGCCAUUUGCAUUCGUCGCACCACCACCACCCCCACCAUCAUCAUCAUCAUCAACAACAAAAUCUGCACCCGAGCAGUUCCUCACCACCAAACUGUCACGGUGGACAAUCGUCCGUGACUGAUGGUGUUUCCGAAGCGGUGGAACGAGGUUCCUACUUUAGCACUGGCUCAUCCACGUACAAUCAUGGAAACUAAGCUUAACUCAGUCAGUAAACUAAGUCUAGUCAACUCACGUAGGAGAACAUUUUAAAUUUUCUCUGUUAGUCAAACGAUCGCCGAACACACGCCGGACGAAUGCAGAAAUUA